UUCUGAUUUUCCAAUCAACAAAAUCGUCGGGCCAAGCUGUCGAAUUCCCGAAGCACACACAAGUUUAUAUUAAAUAUAUAUUUUGAGUUUUAAAUUGAAACAAAUACCGGCGAGAUGGAGGAGCUAGAUAUUACCAGCGUGGGUCAGUUCCAGACCCUGGUGCGCUACAACAAUCCGGUGCUGGUGGUGAAGCACCCGGACAAGAAGGGUGGUGCUCCGCUGACGGAGAUUGAGAUGAAGAGGCCCCAAACGGCGGGCGCUCUGCUAGAUUCCAAAAGGGAAACCGAGGAGAUACUGAAUUCCAUUUUGCCACCGCGCUGCUGGGAAGAGGAUGGCCAGCUGUGGCAGCAGUCCGUGUCUAGUACUCCAGCUACACGCCAGGAUGUAAUAAACUUGCAGGAGAUGCUGGACACCAGGCUCCAGCAGACCCAAGCCCGCGAAACGGGGAUCUGUCCCGUGCGCCGCGAGCUCUACUCCCAGUGUUUUGACGAGAUCAUUCGCCAGGUCACCAUAAACUGCUCGGAGCGCGGCUUGCUGCUCCUGCGCAUCCGCGAUGAGAUCGCCAUGUCAAUGGAGGCCUAUGAGACACUAUACUGCAGCUCCGUGGCCUUUGGCAUGCGCAAAGCUUUGCAGGCACACGAGGAAAAGGAAAUGCUCCGUGAUCGCGUCAAAACCCUAGAACUGGACAAAGAAGCGCUGGAGGAGAUUAUCGCAGACAUGAAGCUCAAGCAGGAGCAGGCGGAGCGGCGCAAUGCCGAGCUGAGGGCCUCCGAGGAGAAGAAGUUCACCGAGGAGAUCACGUUCUUGAAGAAAACCAACGCCCAGUUGAAGGCUCAGCUGGAGGGCAUAACCGCACCCAAGAAGUAGACUGGUAUUACGGGGUGUGUGGUCUAUGCGAUUUGCAUUUGUCACUUUAAAACUUUGUUGGACUUAUUGAAAUUAAAUUAUUUGAGCAACUUAAAA
Molecule: messenger RNA, 963 nt
Organism: Drosophila biarmipes
Lineage: Eukaryota; Metazoa; Arthropoda; Insecta; Diptera; Drosophilidae
Gene: Dnali1
Product: putative inner dynein arm light chain, axonemal
Exons: 2
Coding region: 115-867 (250 amino acids)
Cellular component (GO): filopodium; axoneme
Molecular function (GO): dynein heavy chain binding
Source: RefSeq, a predicted model, not a curated record